Molecule: messenger RNA, 3242 nt
Organism: Spirodela intermedia
Lineage: Eukaryota; Viridiplantae; Streptophyta; Magnoliopsida; Alismatales; Araceae
Source: the annotation of a GenBank genome assembly
AUGUCCAUGGGGGCCAUAGUGGGGACUUUGCUGUGGCCAUCGGCGGCUUGUCUCAGUGCCUUGGGGCUCUUGCUGGUUGUGUUUGGGAUCUACUUCUACGCUCCGUACUGGAAGGUGAGGAAGGUGCCGGGGCCUCCUGUCGGCUUCCUCGUGGGGCAUCUCCCUCUGCUGGCCAAGAGCGGCCCGGAUAUCUUCAGGGCGCUCGCCGAGGAGUACGGCCCGAUCUACAGGUAUCUCCUCUCCCUGGCUGCCCAUCGCCGCCAUUGAUGGCGGCUCUGGAGCUCCAAGAAGGCAGUCUCUUUCUUUCUUCCUGUCGAACUCAUGUUUUGACGUCCGUUUUGGCUCGGGUGCUUGGUAGUUGACCAGCGAGAGGAGAUUAUAUCAUCGGCUUUUCAUGAAAUGCACAGUUUUUAUGGGAAAACGACGCACAUCGAUUUAGAAAAAAAAGUGUAUUUUUGUGCAUCGCCGCCAUUGACGGCGGCUCUCGAGCUCCAGGAAGGUAGUCUCUUUCUUCCUGCCGAACUCAUGCUUUGACGUCGGCUUUGACUCGGGUGCUCGAUAGUUGACCUGCGAGGGGAGAAUAUUUUAUCGAUUUUUCACGAAAUAAACGGUUUUCACGGGAAAACGACCCACGUCAAUUUAUAAAAAAAAGUGUCUUUUUUUGGAAAGAUGACGGAUAGUUGACCAAGAUUAUCGAGCUAUCUAUUAGAACAGAGAGUAAGCCCCUACGAUCUGACGGAAUGGAUUCUCUCCGUGGCUGCAGAUUCCAAAUGGGAAGGCAGCCGCUCGUGAUAGUCGCCGACCCGGAGCUCUGCAGAGAAGUCGGAAUAAAGAAGUUCAAGGACAUCAUGAACCGGAGCAAGCCUUCUCCUACCUCUGGAUCUCCCAUCCAUGAGAAAGGGCUCUUCCUAUCCAGGCACUCUUCUUCUUCUUGGUCUCGAGAAACUUGUUCUUCCUCUCCGUGUUCGUGGGAUUUCUUCAUGUUUCUCCCUAUCAUGGCAUUCUUCUUCUUCUUCUUCUGGUUCAGAAACUUUUUCUUCCUCUUCGUGUUCGUGGGAUUUCUUCAUGGUUCUUCCUAUCCUGGAACUCUCCGUCUUCCAGCUCCCCUUCUUGUUCUUUUUUCUCGUUCUUCAGAAACUUGUUCUUCUUCUUCUUCAAUUUUGGGACAUUUCUUCAUGGUUCUUCUCUGGGGGCGUUCUCAGGGAUUCGAGGUGGUCGUCCAUGAGAAAUACGAUAGUUCCCUGCUAUCAGCCCACCCACCUCGCCAGUCUCGUUCCUACCAUGCAAUUCUUCGUCGAGUCUGCGACCCGCUCCCUCUCCGGCGAAGAAGAAGUCAACUUCUCUCACCUCUCCCUGAAGAUGGCGAUUGACAUCGUCGGAAAGACGGCCUUUGGCUUUGACUUUGGCCUCUCCCGAGAGGCUCCUUCCGGCGGCGGCGGCGGCAGCGGUGCCGACGAGGCUUCCUCCUUCCUCAAGCAGCAUAUCUACUCCACGGAUUCCCUCAAGAUGGACCUCUCAGGCUCCUUCUCCACGAUUCUCGGACUCGUCGCGCCGCUUCUCCAGCCGCCGUUCAGGUGGCUACUGGGAAAGAUCCCAUGGACGGCCGAUUAUCAGAUGCGUUGCACCACCGAGAAGCUCACAGAGGUGAUCCGGCAGGUGGUGGAGAAGAGGUCCGGCGAUGGCGGUGCAGAGUUGCCGGACGUCCUGGCGGCGAUAUUGAGAGCCAGGAAGAAGUCGCCGGCGAGGGAGCUCUUCAGCUCGGACUACUUAAGCGCGCUCGCCUUCGAGCACCUCAUCGCCGGCUCCGCCACCACUUCCUUCACCCUGAGCUCGGUGGUCUACUUGGUCUCCAAGCACCGGAAGGUGGAGAGGAAGCUCCUGGCAGAGAUCGACGCCUUCGCCGCCCUCGGGAGAUCUCCUACCGCCGACGACCUCAGCUGCAUGUUUCCUUACCUCGAUCAGGCAUGCUUCUCAGCAAUCGGUCUCUUCUAAUUUGUCUUAAGAUGAGUUCUAUGCUGGUAAUCAAUAUAUCAAAUUCGGUAACGAAAUAUAAUAGUUUCACUUUAUUAUUAUUGUUAUCAACAUCAUCAAAAUGUCAAUUUUUUUCCUAAUAUGGCAUUUUGCACCUUAUGAUUAUCAUCAUUAACCAUUCAAAAACUUGUACAUAGAGUUGAAUAUUGAUUCAAUAUUUUUUUUUUAACUCAUCAAUCUAUUGAAGAGAUUAGUUUCCUUCUGGUGAUGAUGGGCAGGUGGUGAAGGAGGCCAUGAGAUUCUACACGGUCUCUCCUUUGGUGGCGAGGGAGACCUCUCAACAGGUUCAGAUAGGAGGUUAUACCCUACCCAAGGUAAUCGGCCUUUGUGAAUCUUGGCAAGAUGAGAAAAAUAAAGAUAAAAAUGGGUUAUUUAUUUGGAAAAAAGACUGGAAUUUUUAUCUCGAAUGCUUCUUCAUAAAAAUAGCACCUUUCAGCAAAUGCCACCUGGCAUGAACCUAUGGUACGAGUUUUUCACUUGGACAUAUAUGUGGUGAAUUUUACCAAAGUUAAAUGGCCUCAAUAUUGUUACCUUCAAGAAUAUUGAGAUUAGCGAAUUCGUUGCUUUCUUACUGAAACUAAUGAUUGCGCUACUGUUCUUCAAGACACAUGGAAGCGCUCUUUCAUCCAUCAAACGUGAUACUAUUAUAUUUGCAUAAUCAAACACACGAUUGUGGUAUAUCUUGAUAAAAUCAAAUGAUAGUAUUAUUUCCAAAAAAUGAAAUAUUUUUUUUAUUUUACUAGAAAAAUAACAAAAAUAAAUGUCAUUAGUAAUGUGAUCAUCAUCAUCAUCAUCGUCAAAUCGUCGAUUACCAUGAAAUUAAUACAUAUGUUUUAUAAAUCUAAUCGACCCGGUAUCCUCUAAAAAACCUUGUGCAGGGGACAUGGGUUUGGCUAGCACUGGGUGUUCUAGCCAAGGACUCUAGGAACUUCCCUCAGCCAGACGAAUUCAGGCCGGAGAGGUUUGACCCAGCAUGCUCUGAGGAGAGGAGGCGGCACCCCUACGCGCACAUUCCCUUUGGUAUUGGGCCAAGAAUGUGCAUCGGCCACAACCUCGCCCUCAUGGAGAUCAAACUCUCCCUCAUCCAUCUGUACAGAUCCUUCGUCUUCGAGCUCUCCCCUUCCAUAAAGGACCCCCCAGAGUUCCACUAUGGUCUGGUCCUCAACUUCAAAAAUGGCAUCAGAGUCCGCCCCGUCAAGCGAUGGCCUUGA